UUAAGUAGACAGUGAAGCUCAAUUGAGUUAGCUGUCUUUUCGCCUUCUGAGCCAGGUUCUUCACACAUCAUCAAAGACAUUACAUGGUACCAACUCUAGAAAAAGGACAAUGGAUGGCACAAUCUUCUUGGCCAAUUCAAAAAAAAAAAAGAGCCUUGGGAUAUUGGCACUAGUCGUAAUCGGCACAGCUAGGUCUGAAAGGCAACCACCAAUUCUCUCUCUUUAAAAGCCUGAGCUUGGCUCAUAGCUCUAUCUUGUCCAGGGACUCAAUAGGCCAGUAGGCGAUUACAAGGGUGGAAGAAACAUCUAGCCUUAACAUUCCAGGCUACAGCCUAACCCCUCUAAUGGAUAGCAGCAGUGGUAGCCAGGACAAGAAAUUCAGAGACAAUGAUCGCCCUGAAGCAAAAGAAGCUAAUAGCACCGCACAGCAUCUUGUUGACUUCACGGAAGCAGAGGAAGAUCUUGUUUCCAGAAUGCACAGGCUUGUGGGGAACAGGUGGGAGAUUAUAGCAGGAAGAAUCCCAGGAAGGACAGCAGAAGAGGUAGAGAUGUUCUGGUCCAAAAAAUACCAGGAAAGAUGAAACCGAGGCCUUAGAUUUAUAUAGAUGAUAUAUGCAAGCAUGUGCUGAUAAAUAAUGUUAAACUGGGCCUACGAUGUUACCGGUUUUUCAGCCUGUGCACAUCUUGUUAUGACAUGAUGCUAAUUUUGCAAAAGCACAGUAAGAAAAUUUACAGAACGUCAGAAAAUAUCAAUCAUGUUUUAGAAGAUGUGUAACAGUAUAGUAUGCCUUAAGAAAAGAUGAAUUUUGCCUCUUGCAACUUCACUUGUGUACCGGCAGAAAACUUCAGUAACGCAGCUUCUCAUGGAGGA
This is a messenger RNA of Zea mays, 871 nucleotides long. Its product is annotated as MYB-like transcription factor ETC3. Bases 345 to 581 code for a protein of 78 amino acids. The record is from RefSeq and is a predicted model, not a curated record. Gene Ontology annotation, cellular component: nucleus. The transcript is spliced from 3 exons. Lineage: Eukaryota; Viridiplantae; Streptophyta; Magnoliopsida; Poales; Poaceae. Gene Ontology annotation, molecular function: transcription cis-regulatory region binding. Gene Ontology annotation, biological process: regulation of DNA-templated transcription; cell differentiation.